GCCCCAGAACAACCUCACGAGUCGGUCGAGAGCUGUGGAGACCCUCAUCUCGUGACACUCCAUCCCUGCGAUGUUGCCAAUACAGCAAACUGGUCUGGAGGCAAGAAAUGGCUGUCGACAUUUGUCUUCAGCCUCUUAGUCUUUUGCAUUGCCUUUGCUUCGACAGCAGAUGUUUCAGCAUCACAAAUGACAGCGACGCAUUUUCACACUUCCGCCAAAGUCCUGGUCCUGGAUCGCGCCCUUUAUAUGGUCGGUAUCGCCAUAGGGCCUGUGGUGUGGACUCCAAUGAGCGAUCGCUAUGGUCGAAGGGCGCCGAUGCACGUUGGAUUUAUCACGUUCCUGUUUCUCCAGAUCCCUGUCGCUGUUGCACAGAACCUCGCUGCAGUCUGCAUUUGUAGACUGCUCGCUGGAUUUUUCGGAUGUUCUGUUCUCGUUACUGUUCCCGCGGCCAUGUGGGACAUUUGGGAACCUUCACGGCGCAGCAUGGCCAUGUGUUUACUGGCAACUGGCAUCAUUGCUGGACCAGCUGUGUCUGCCCUGUUUUCCGGAUACAUCGUGCAGAACAGAGCGUUGGGCUGGAGAUGGCCCAGCUGGGUUGUGCUGAUAAGCGGCGCCUUCUUCGGACUCUGCAGCUGGUUGUUUGGUUCCGAGACCUCGUUCAGCUUCAUCCUGCGGCAGAAAGCAAAGAAGCUGGGCCGUUCCACUGGAGACUGGGCACUGCAUGCAACAGCCGACGACCCGGGUAUGAACUUUGCUGUAAUCACGGAGAAUUACAUCUGCAGGCCGUUGACAUUACUUCUAACCGAGCCGAUUUUAUUUUUCAUCACACUAUAUGUGUCUUAUGCAUAUGCGUUGUUGUACCUGCUCGUCGAGAUUUUCCCUUUCACUUACGAAUCAGAACGUCGCUGGACGUCGAGCGCUGCCGGACUACCGUUCAUCGCGGUUAUCAGUGGUGUCCUGCUCGGAUCCCUCGUUGCUUCUCUUUUCCUUGCGAAUCGAUAUACGCCACGACUAAAGAAGUACCAUAGUCCAGAGGAUCUAUUUCUGACAUUUUUGGUUGGGAGCGCAGCUCUUCCUAUCGGACUUUUCCUAUUUGGUUGGACCUCUGCAAGACAUAUCUCAGCAGGCUAUGAAAUCGCCGCCGGCGUGUUCCUGGGUGCUGGAAUCCUUCUCGUCUUCCUCCAAGGUAACAACUACCUCGUCGAAGUAUAUUCGCCAUCGAAUUUCAAUGCAGUCAUUGCAGUGAACACCUCCGUUCGCUCAAUGAUUGCAGCGUCGUUCUGCGCUUUCGCAAGACACAUGUUUGAAGGCAUGAGCGUUGAAUACGCAAGCACGGCACUUGCUCUUGUUAGCAUUGUACUGAUAGCCAUUCCCGUUGUACUCUUCAAGUCCGGUGUGAAAGUGAGAGCGAUGAGCACUUGCACUGCCAAGUUACCUGGCAGCUCACACGAAUCGGGUGAUAAAUGCUGA
Molecule: messenger RNA, 1470 nt
Organism: Pseudocercospora fijiensis CIRAD86
Lineage: Eukaryota; Fungi; Ascomycota; Dothideomycetes; Mycosphaerellales; Mycosphaerellaceae
Exons: 3
Biological process (GO): transmembrane transport
Molecular function (GO): transmembrane transporter activity
Source: RefSeq, a predicted model, not a curated record